Nicotiana tabacum (common tobacco) is the source of this 2832-nucleotide messenger RNA. RefSeq lists its product as uncharacterized. The record is from RefSeq and is a predicted model, not a curated record. Lineage: Eukaryota; Viridiplantae; Streptophyta; Magnoliopsida; Solanales; Solanaceae.
AUCAAGAUCGGAGUAUGUAAAAAAUCCUAAUGCUCUCUACAUAGGCGAUUUAUUUAAACAGUAAAUUGACGGACAACUAUGGUCAUCGAUCCCUCGUCCGGUGGUGAAAAACCAUCAAACCAGUCCCAAUAAUAUCGUAUCAGCAAUGCACACAAACCCCAGGUAGGCACCCAUAUCCAAUUCUUCCCCAUCUGCUGCAGAAAUCAACAAUGGUGGAAUUGUCAUCUCACCAAACAAUUGCCAGGAGAGAGCCAAAAUCCACUUCAACGUCCCUGGGUCAAAUAGACUGAUUCAAGGCCUUGAAGAUGUCUCAACACAUCAAUUACAAUCAACCCCCAAAGAUUCAGACAACAUCACCACAGGAAUUCCCGUCUACGGCCAGAUGAGCAACGCAUCAACUAGAUGUUGGCCACGCAUGCGAAUACAAAUGUCCAAAUUGUUCAAAUCCAACAUAAAUCAACUACAAUUGAUCUGGAUAUUGAUCCCAAACCCUCAAACAACAAUUACAUUGAACAAUUCAUCAUAACAAUACAGAACACUAUGUAUGCAAACUCCACUAUGCCUUAUGUUCGACGAAAUGUCAAGGUCAAUUUUGAUGCCAAUUUUAAUGAACAAAUGAAUAGUUGUGCUUUACAAAAUAAUGUUGAGAUUAGUCGUCAUGAGAAAUUGCGAGAACAAUCAACAAAAGAAAGUGCUGAAAAGUUGUCACCCUCAGCAGCGAAUAUGUUGCAGGCCCAUAUUCCUACUGAGAGCAAUGAGCUUCAAGCUGCAGUCAAUCAAUGUGACCUGUCUCUCUCCAACGUUGACAAUGAAAACAACAAUCCCCUAAGCUAUCCAAAAAAUAUGCCUUCAAGAAGUCCGAAUGAUAAGGAAGAUACAAUACCAGUAGAAACAUAUAUUACCGAUAAGGGAGAAUACUCAUCCCAAGCAUCCCAACAACAGUUUAAAACUACCCAUCCCACCCAAAACAUAACUCAUACAGCAAAUCCCCAACAAGAACAACAUAUUAGACAAUCAACAACCUCAAAACCAGCAUACACUGUCCCAAAGAUCUCAGCAAAUUUUGAUAAACCUAACCACCCCAAGGCUAGCAAAAAACCUGCAACCUCAGACCAAAAGGUCCUUACUCAGGCAACCAAAACAAAUGAAACACCCAAUCCUAAAGACAUCAAUGUCAAGCCAAAUAAAUCAGCUAACUACCCUGCUCCAUCACCACCUACCAUCACCCAAUCCUUAGCCACAAAAGUGAGAGCCAGGCAGACUGCAAAAAUAGCUCCAAUAGAAUUCACACCUCCCAGAAUAACCACAAAACAGGGCCAGUCUACUGUAAUGUUUACCAGGAAGGAUUGCAUGGUCUCCCUAGCCAACAGAUGCCAAUCUAUAUAUUUCUAUAAAGGAGGGCCUAGGAAAAGAGGGGGAAGGAUUCAGAAAGCAAAGUAGCAAAUUCAGAAGGGGAUCAUGGCCAUUCCAACUCCAUUAGUCUAAUUGCAUUAUCUGCAGGUAUAUAGUAGUAAGGAUAAAAACAAGUGGGAUCGAAAUCCCUUGUAACGGUAAGACCUUAUUAACUUGCCUAAUCGUUUCUAUCUUUAAACCCUAUUUUCAUUCUCUAUUUAUUUGCUUUGUGGAUUCUAUCUACACUAAUCAUAAGCGAAGUCUUGAUUUCUGACUCAAAAGUUAAUAAAGUUAUUUUUCGAUAGAACUUAUUUGAAGGUAUGAUCUUUCAAGGUUCAAGCACAGGUAUGGCAUUGUGGCUUCUGUUUAAGCCUACUUUUGGAUGAGAAUAGAAGCAGAGGAAAAGCAAUUUCUUGAUCAAAAUUUAAUCUGAUUAAGAUUAUGGUGCAUACCGGAAGAUGGCUAGCUUUUGAGUCCAAGAUGGCCAUGAUUAUGACUAUUAAGGUUUAAUACAUUAGCAAAUCAAUAAAGCCAGAGUGAAAUUACUGAGUAAAUCUAAGAGUAGUUGUACAGUACUUUCUUGCAUUUCACUGUUAAUACUCUCUUUACUUUCUGGUUCUUUUAUUUAUUCUCUCCUUGGGAAAUUUUUGAAGUAUUACAAAAUCUAUCACAUAGUUUUGAAGAGAUAAAGCAGAUUUCUGUAUCAUGGUGGUGAAGACCAUCACCUUUCUGACUUGCUGAAUGUUUUCUUAAACUUUGGAAGGUUAGUAUCAUACAUUAUAAAAAUAUGGCAUUUUCUCCUGAUUUACCUAGACAAGAUCUAAUUUUUUUCCACUCAUUGUUUGGUUCUUUUUCCCUUUCUUAUAGGAAUAGCUUAUUUAUUUAGUGUGCUAAUAAAUAAAAGCAAUGAAGAGUUGUAAGAUGACGAUGCAGAGUAGAAGAGUUAUCAGCAAGUUAGCAACCAUUUAGAUUCUACCAUCUCUUGCCUGCAAUGAAAUUCCAGAGAAUGCUCUUGAACGUCCUCUAUCUGAAAUAGCAGAAAAAACCGAUGCUUGCUGACGUUGCCUCAAUCUGGAGUGCUAGAAAAUUUCAUGCUUUUGGGCGCCAGAAAUCACACCAUAUAUUAGUGAAGCCUAAUUCUAUGUCAGCAGUUCUGCUCUUCAAGCUGAAAAUUCAAAGAUCAAAAGUCACGAAUUUUACAGCCACAAGAAAGAAAGUCAGGGUCUAUUCCAUAAAUUCAUAUACGCGAUGCUUGAGAAACUCUAAGGUUUAUAAAAUAGUCAGUGCUUUUUGUAGCAGAAAUGGUUAACGUGUAUGCAAAUAUAUGGACUUUAUGUGAUAUAUUUGUCAUGAUGGUGAAUUUUGCUACUCCCCCUGGCAUGUUAUGAAUAUUUAACUUGUAUGCAAAUGUAAUAAUAGAUGAUUUCUUUUGAUUUAUUA